Molecule: messenger RNA, 2611 nt
Organism: Mycena citricolor
Lineage: Eukaryota; Fungi; Basidiomycota; Agaricomycetes; Agaricales; Mycenaceae
Source: the annotation of a GenBank genome assembly
CAGCACACGCGCGCUGACCUCGGGGCUAUGGCGCGUCCGUUGAUGGGGUCAGUUCCGGAACGUGACCGCGGCUGUAACAAAGUUUGUCAUGACAUUGAUGUGCACUGCCGCCGGUCAGCUUUGGCGCACAGCGCUCAGCAUAGCUUCCUUCACGCAAGCGUGUCCGCUGCGGACAUAGAAUAUCACGCCCCUACUCAUAGCAUCUACAACUCCCUCAUUCACGUUAGAGACUCGCAACUUGCUCUGCGAUGCAGCCUCCACCACCAACCGCAUCUGCGGCCGUGUCCCAAGAAUCAGCGACUGCCACCGAUCUUUCCUUUGCCCAAGCGCUUGAGCAGACUGGCCCCGAGGAGUCCUCGAUCUUCCUUGCUGCGCAACGUGGAGAUAUCGAAACGGUCCGCGAGCUGCUCGUGUCCGGCAAAGCCCAAGCGACGGACCGGGACCCCCAAAACAUCACCGCGCUCCACUGGGCCGCUAUCAACGCGCAGGUCCCGACAUGUCGGCUGCUGCUCGAACACGGGGCAGAGGUCGACGCGCUGGGCGGCGAUCUCGUAGCCACCCCGCUGCAAUGGGCGGCCCGGAACGGGUAUCUCUACGUUAUCCAGCUCCUCAUCGCGCACGGCGCGGACCCGACCAUCACCGACUCGCAGGGGUACAACUCCCUGCACCUCGUCACGCACUCGUCCUCCGUGAUGCCGCUGCUCUACCUCCUACAUCAGCCGGUCAACGUCGACUCGCGCGACGCGCAGGGCCACACUGCGCUCAUGUGGGCGGCGUACCAGGGUGAUGCGCUCAGCGUGGACCUGUUGCUGAGGCACGGCGCGUCGCCAACCGUCACGGACGACGCCGGGCUGACUCCGCUCCAUUGGGCUGUCGUACGGGGCAACAGGGUCAGCAUCAGAAAGCUAAUGGAGAAGGGUGCUCAGAUUGGAGCCAAGGACAAUGAGGGUCGGACACCACGGGAUAUGGCACAGGAGCUGAAGAGCUUGGGCGCUUGGAAACGCGCGCUGGAGGAAGGUGGAUGGGAUGACGAGGGCAUGAAGAAGACUCGACCCCUCAGCGAACGCAAUGCUCGAAUUGCUAUCUUUUGCUUGCCGACGAUUGUUUUCUAUGUCGUGUUCAAGACGUUGGCCGUCUUGCCCUGGUAUACUGGCAUUUUGCUUGCUAUGGCCGAGUUCUUUGGAAUGCAUCAUGUCGUCACCCGUGUCUUGCUCAACAAGAACAGCUACACCGAUACCGUCAGCCAAACGCCCUACUUCGCCGGAAUUAUCUCCGCAUCGAUGAUAUGGGUCGUUUUCUGCUGGGCCACGCGUUUGAUACACCAAACCCAUUCGCACGCGUUCUCGCACUUGUGCUUUGCACUCGCCGUAGGCCUCUGCGCUUACAACUUCUUCCGUGCCAUCACGCUAGAUCCUGGAGUUUGUCCCAAGCCCUCGAGUGAUGCUGAAUUGAAAUCGAUAAUCGAAGAUCUAGCUUCCGAAGGCCGAUUGAAUGGCCAGACUUUCUGUUUGCAGUGCAUGGCGCGCAAGCCGUUACGGUCCAAGCAUUGCCGGGUCUGUGACAAAUGUAUCGCACGGAGUGACCAUCACUGCCCAUGGGUUUGGAACUGUGUUGGCUCUAACAACCAUCGGCAAUUCCUGAUAUUCGUGACCACCCUGGUCCUUGGAAUCACCCUUUUCGAUUAUCUGGCCUAUGCCUACUUCUCUUCUAUCACUCUCCCUGCUCUUGACGCUUCAGUUCCACCCUCUACAUGCCCACUUCCCCAAAAUCUGUGUGAAAUCACAGCCACUGAUCCUUUCCUUGUUGCGGUUACUUUCUGGGCCACUCUGCAGCUGACUUGGACGUUUGUGUUGCUCGGAUCCCAAUACUGGCAGGUCGCGCGUCAGAUGACCACGUUCGAGGUAUCCAACCUGGGCCGAUAUGGAUUCAUGGGCGGCCGCGGGGGUGCGAGUCUUCAGGGCCAGAUGGGCCACAGACACACUCACUCGCAGGAAGGCGAGGGCCUCAACAGUGCCCCCGCAGCUCACGGCCACAGCCACGGGUCCGGUUUCCUGAUGAACCUGCUCGGCUUCGAUCGGUUUACCCGAGGCAAAGCUGUCGACGGGCUCACGCGUGCCAGCAAAGCUAGCAAUCCAUUCGAUCUCGGUCUAGUCCGUAAUUGCCGUGAUUUCUGGACGAACGGCAAGGAGCUCGGCGUCGAGUACGAGAGACUGUACGAUGUGCCGCUAGAGGGAUUCGAGGAAGCCCGGAAGCGCCGCGAGCGGGAAGAGCAGGAGGACGGGCUUUCAGCCGGUGGGAGGAAGAGCUCUGCGAGAAAAGGACUGUUUAUGGGCAUGGGUCUGGGCAUGGGCCGGGCCGGCAGCAGUCGUGGUGGAUAUGAGCCCAUCAGUCAAGUAUGAUCAGUAUUUUACGAAACUUUGACGAAAACCGGUACUUAUUUAUGUAACGAGUUGGAAUGAACCGUUGUAGAUUUUUGAAACCUGGGGUCCUCUGUCCACUCAAGUUCCUGGUCUUCGCUGCAAACGGUGGUACAACCAGAGGGCCUGCACCUAAUGAAAAUUCUCAAGGUUGUUUAGGCAAGACCUCGAUGCGGAGGAUAUCGUUGAAUUGA